AAGAGAGUCUCGAAGUAAAAUUUUUUCAGUUCAUUUACAAACUUCAAUCAUAUCGGAUCAUUAAAGUUCCACGAGAGUCACAAACUUUCUUAUUAUCUUUAUUUAAUUUUAAAAAAAGAGUUUGACAAUAAAACUUGUUAGUAGAUGAAUUUUUAAAAGCAGUAGCAUUGUGCAGGAAAGAUAAAUAACUAACAAAAUAUUUCGAUGGUUGAUUGAAACAUUUUAUUCAAAAAAGUUCCUGACAUUAUUUUGUUUUAGUGUUUGAAUAUCAAAAAAAUUAAAAUUAGUUUUUCACACAAGAGAGACUAAAAUGAGGAAAGCUUUAAUUGCAGUUUUAUUAAAAUUCAUGUUUUUUCUAACAAAAGAUGUAAAAGCAUUAGAAGAAACAACCAAUGUGGUUGAAAAUAUUACACAAAUCAUUUUAUUAACAACGACAGUACCAUCUAAGAUUAGUGAAAAUUCGACAAUUUUGAUAAGUGAGGAAAAUUCAACUUUUCAAACAAAUACAACCUUCGAAACAACAACGACUGAAUCAAGUCAACCUUCAACUGAAGCAGAAGCCUUAUUGAUUCCACCAGCUACUGUACCAGCACAAAUCAAUAGAGUCGAACCAUCAAAAAAACCUUCGAGGAUACAAGCUGCACUAGCUCCCGCUGAAGGUUGUCCGUCAUUUGAAAAUGCGGAUUCGUUAACUCAAACUCAACUUUUUAAACGACUGACUCAUCCAUGUCGCUUCGAUCGCAUCCAAAGGCCAGAACCAAAAGAUGAUAAGGGCAGAGUUCUGCCUGUCAAUGUCUACACACGAGCUUACAUUUAUUACCUUCAAAAUCUUGAAGCGCAUGAUUUACAGUUUAAGAUUCAAGCGCUUUUGCAAUUUCGCUUUGUGGAUCCUCGUUUAGUGUUUAAAGAAGUUUCAAAGCGUACAAUUCCGAUUGUUGGAGAAGAUGAUCUCAGAAAAGAGCUUUGGGUGCCUCACAUUUUCUUUGCAAAUGAAAACGACCUUCGUCACGGAGCAUUCGCUGGAAAUUAUAGUUCAUUGAGUUUCACUGUCACUUUGAGUCGACAAAUGGGAUUUUAUCUCAUUGAUUAUUUUCUUCCAUCGAUGAUGAUUGUCGCGAUAUCUUGGGUGACAUUUUGGCUUCAAGCUGAUCAGACGGCGCCUCGUAUUAUGUUGGGAACCACAACGAUGUUGACUUUCAUUACUCUAGCAUCGGCUCAAGGCAAAACAUUACCUAAAGUUAAUUACAUUAAAGCAUCGGAAAUUUGGUUUAUGGGCUGCACAGGAUUCAUUUUUGGGACGUUAGUAGAAUUUGCAUUUGUUAAUACAAUUUGGCGUCGUCGAAAGAAUGUUGAAUUGAAAAAGGUCAACACAUCAAAUAUAUUGAAACAAACUUUGACACCAAGGCCAAUGAGAAAAGAAAUGGCAAGCAUCAAUAGCAGUCCCAAUACUUUGCAAAAAUCUCACUCGUGUUCAAGUAUAAAAGAUCAAGUGAAGGAUAAAUCACCGAUGAAUCACCGAAAGUUCAAGUUUGAUAACAGCUUAACAGUUCAAGGUUUAGGAUCUAUUCCAACAAUAAUGACUGAAAGUGUCGAUGAUUUCAAACCAUUUUCCAAUGGUGGGAUGUCACAUGGAAACAGCACAGUAUCUGUAACGAUAGAUGCACCUACGGAACAGAGAGAAGAAGAAUUGCCUAAAAACAUAACGUGGACGACAAUGACACCACAACAGAUUUCCAUUUGGAUUGAUAAGAUGAUAAAAAUUGUGAAUUUUUUAAUUUUAAUGCAAUUUGCAUUUGUUGUUUCAAUAAAAAAUGAAACUCAUGAAGCUUCAGAAAAUAAUUCAACACUAAAUGUAGAUAAAGUGAUUUCAUUAGUUAAACUCAAAGAUGCUGUAUCAUUGAAAGAAUGCCCGCCAUUGACAAAUGCGGAUUCUUUAACUCAAACGCAAUUUUUCGAACGUCUUGUGCAUCCAUGUCGCUAUGACCGUAUUCAACGAGCUAAACCGCAUGAUGAAUCCGGAAAGAUUGUCCCAGUUGACGUCUUUGUGCGCUUUUACGUAUAUUUUUUACAGAAUCUCGAUGCACACGACCUUCAAUUUAAAAUGCACGCAUUGCUGCAGUUUCGUUAUUACGAUCCACGAUUGUCGUUCAGCAAAAUAUCAAAUCGAACUAAUUCAAUUUUAGGCGAAGACGACUUAAGAAAGCAACUUUGGAUGCCGCACAUUUUUAUAGCUAAUGAAAAAGAAUCUGGAAUACUUGGGACAUACGAUAAAGAUAUUUUGACGUCAAUCACACCUCAUGGAAUUGUGACAAUUUACACAAGAAUUCAAGCGUCAAUCUUUUGUUCAAUGGAUUUAAGAAAAUUUCCAUUUGAUAAGCAGCAUUGCAAAACUGUCCUUGAAAGUUGGAAGUACAACACGUCAGAAAUGAUGCUUCGAUGGGAAUCAAAUACACCAAUUAAAUUAGGUCCAAAUCAAAGAUUGACUGAAUACUUAUUAACUGGAACUUUCACUAAUGAAAGUAUCGUCAAUGCUGACUUAAAUGAAUUAAGUCAUGGUGAUCUAACAGGUAAUUACAGCACCUUGAGCUUCACUUUUCUGUUGAGUCGACAAAUUGGAUUCUACAUGAUUGACUACUUCGUUCCAUCGAUGAUGAUUGUUGCAACAUCGUGGGUUACAUUUUGGCUUCAAGCUGACCAAACAGCACCACGUGGCAUGUUAGGUUGCACAACAAUGUUGACUUUCAUAACAUUAGCCACUUCUCAAGGGAAAUCUCUGCCUAAAGUUAGUUACAUUAAAGCAUCGGAAAUUUGGUUUUUUGCUUGUUUAACAUUCAUUUUUGCAAGCUUAGCUGAGUUUGCUUUUGUCAACAUUAUUUGGAGACGAAGAAAAUAUGUUGAACUGGAAAAAGUUAACACAUCAAACAUUUUAAAAGAAACUCUGACGCGAAAGAUUUCAUCUUCAUUAUUUAAAGUGGAACAUGAAUCACCAAACAGCGAAAGAUCUUGCACAGCUAAUGUAAGAAGACAUUCUGAUGACGAGAAAGUUAAAUUCAGAUAUGGAAAUCACUUAACAGUAGAUGAUGCCUACAUGCCUCGUAUUACAGUGACAGAGAAGGAUCAUUAUGAAGAAUUUGAUCGUGACGAUAAGAAAGGUGAAUCCUCACAAACAGAUGACGAAGCGUCUCGUGAAGCUUCAUUUACAACAAUGACUCCACGAGAAAUCUCAAAUUGGAUUGAUAGACGAUCUCGAGUAUUCUUCCCUUGUGCUUUCAUUGUUUUCAACAUUUGUUAUUGGACAUUCGUCAACAUUGAGUUUCGUAAACCAUUUUAAAUAUUUUUGUCCUGCAACUUCCAAGCAAAAACUUAAAAUUUUUCUAAUUUAUUCAAUAUUUUUGUUUUAUUGCCAGAUGAAAUAAAAAUAACUUAAAAUAAGUCACAAGUAUGUUGAUUGUUGAAAAAUGUACUACAUAAAUAAUUUUUGGUGCCUUACUUAAGGAAAUUAUAAAAUAAAAUUGUGAACCAAAUUAUUAAAAAUUGGAACUUAAUUGUUAGUGAUAAAAUAAACCACAGACUGGAAGUUUUUCACAUAAAUUUUCUUGUUCUACGACAAUUACUUACAAAGAUGUUCACCUAUUUCUUUUACUCUCACUCAAUUGUUGGUAAAUAAAAUUUUUCAAUAAAAAAAUGAGUUUCUUAAUGUAAAAAAUUUAACAAAAUCAUUAUUUUUGGAUGUUACAUUUGACAAGGUUUUAAAUGACUGGCAUUUGCGGUAUUUAAGUUUAUAAAUUUAAAACAGAAUUUUAAUGGAAGGUUGAUAUUUAGGUAAUCAUUUGUUAAGUAGAUAUUUGAUAACAAAUUCAAUAAAAAAUAAAUUAAAGAACUAUUUUCAUUUGUUGCUGUUUCUAAAAAAAGUACAUACGUUGUUGAUAUUUAUAUUAAGAUUUACACAGAUUAACUGCUUGUCAAAAAAUAGUUUGACUAGAAACUCUUGGUUACAUGCAUUUUCAAUCUUAUUUCCAACUACAUUCGAUAUCAUGUCAUUACAGAUCAAGUUAUGUAAAAGUAAACUUUUAAAACUACUUUAGUGCAAAAUUUCUAAUUUCAUGCAUCUUUGGCACAACUAUUUAUAUUUUAAAAGUCAUGGAAAAUCGUGCACAUUAAUGAAGUUUAUCUUGAUUGAGAUAAGUUUAAUUAAGAGCGUUAAUCAAUUUUACGCUUUCAUUAAUUUGCAGAGUUGUGUCGACAAGUUUUACUUACAAACUUACAUAGAAUGUAAAAUGAGUCAAAGCACAACUCUGAUAAUUAGACAACAUCCGAUCUCAUUAUAAAAACAUUUUAAAGAUUCUUUAAAAAUCGUUGCGGGUAUCCAAAUCUCAGAUCAAGUCAUGUUGAUGUCAAAUUUUGAUUAAUUUAUUUACUUUAGAAAAGAAAAAUGGCACACUCACGGUAUUUUUUACAUUUUCCAUUUUCUUGAGCCUUUUUCAUUGUGGUUAGUUAGAAAACCUAAUUUUAAAACAUGUUUUACUGUAUUCUAAUAUUCUCACGUAGUUUAAAUUUUGUCAUUAUUGUAUUGUUUCAUUAUUAUAAUGAUUAUUAAUUAUGCUUUCAUACUUUUCAUAUCAGCAUCUUAAUCAGGUUUGAAAAUCGGCGAACUAAAUGAAGUUUACCGAUUUCAGACCCAGAUACAAGUCAAAUAUUCUGUAAUGCAAUAAAUUUGGUAUAAAAAUUGAAUCUCAUAAGUCCGAAACUUCCAAAGGUUUCGGUUGCAUUUUGAUCCACUUGACAACUUAAAAUUAUUUUUUGUUAUUCAAGAAUCU
Messenger RNA from Clunio marinus, 4817 nucleotides. The record is from the annotation of a GenBank genome assembly. Lineage: Eukaryota; Metazoa; Arthropoda; Insecta; Diptera; Chironomidae.